Molecule: messenger RNA, 5165 nt
Organism: Pezoporus occidentalis (night parrot)
Lineage: Eukaryota; Metazoa; Chordata; Aves; Psittaciformes; Psittacidae
Gene: SLC26A7
Product: solute carrier family 26 member 7
Exons: 18
Coding region: 426-2411 (661 amino acids)
Biological process (GO): transmembrane transport
Cellular component (GO): plasma membrane
Molecular function (GO): sulfate transmembrane transporter activity; oxalate transmembrane transporter activity; chloride transmembrane transporter activity
Source: RefSeq, a predicted model, not a curated record
UCCUGCUCACAUUAGCAUAGCCCAGCCUGUAUCGCACACACACCCAGUAAUACCUCAUUUUGCCACUGGACUGAGGCCAAAAGCACAAGCAUUACAGUGAAUAUAAAGCAGGAGGUUACUGGAAAGAAUCACAAACUAACAUGAGACUGGACAAAAUUCUUUGCAAAGAGCAGAAAAUGUGAUCCUGGAAAUAAACAGUUCUUACAUUUCAUGGAGCUGUUUAUAUGAUUGAGCAUUUAAUAAGUGUUUUUAUUGAGUAUAGUUAGCAGCUGCAGAAAUCAAGUGCUUCUGUUCAUUGUUUCUUUUUUCUGUGUAGUUUUGGAACUACAAAAUCUCUGAAGAGAACUGGAUACUGACAGAGAGCAGGGAGAUUCCUCAGCUGUGCACUCUUCUAAAAGAGAAACUGCUUUUGAGGGCUGGGGAAGAUGACAGGAGCAAAAAGGAAAAGAAAUGCAGUCUGCAGGAAGAUGCAGGCUGUUCGCUUUGAAGAUAUCAAAAUCUGGUGUAUGAGAAGGCUGCCCAUCUUGAAAUGGAUGCCUGUCUACAAUUGGAAGGAAAACUUGAUUCCUGAUACCGUUUCUGGGAUGAUGCUAGCCAUCCAACAGGUGACUCAAGGGCUGGCCUUUGCUAUUCUGUCUUCAGUCCAUCCGGUUUUUGGUUUAUAUGGCUCUUUCUUCCCUGUCAUUAUAUAUGCCAUAUUUGGAAUGGGACGUCAUGUUGCAACAGGAACUUUCGCUUUAACUUCCUUAAUAUCUGCCAAUGCUGUUGAGCGUCUUGUUCCUUCAGCCAGCGCUAAUUUCACUACAAACAAUAAUUCAGGAGUUUUGGGCCUACCAGAGUUCGAAAUGCAGAGGAUUGGUGUUGCAGCAGCAGUGUCAUUUUUAGGAGGAAUCAUCCAGGUAGUGAUGUUUAUGCUGCAGUUGGGCAGUGCCACACUCUUAUUAACAGAACCAGUGAUAAGUGCAAUGACAACAGGAGCAGCUACACAUGUUGUGACUUCACAAGUGAAGUAUCUGCUGGGAAUGAAAAUGCCAUAUAUAUCGGGACCACUGGGAUUUUUUCAUAUUUAUGCCUACAUAUUUGAGAAUAUCAGAUCAGUUCAGUUGGAAGCUCUACUUCUCUCCUUGCUGAGCAUUGCAGUGCUUGUUCUUGUUAAAGAACUAAAUGAGAAAUUUCAGAAAAACAUUAAAGUUGUUCUUCCCAUCGACCUCCUUUUGAUAAUUGCUGCAUCCGUUGCUUGCUACUAUGCUGAUAUGGAAUAUGUCUAUGGGCUAGAAGUUGUGGGACAUAUUCCUGAAGGGUUGCCCUCUCCAAAACCACCACCCAUGAAUGUCUUGCCUGAAGUAGUCACUGAAGCUUUUGGAGUAGCGCUGGUUGGUUACGUAGCAUCACUAGCUCUUGCCCAAGACUCUGCUAAAAAAUUUAAAUACACUGUGGAUGACAACCAGGAAUUUUUGGCUCAUGGCCUCAGCAAUGUGAUUCCUUCAUUUUUCUUUUGCAUACCAAGUGCUGCAGCGAUGGGACGGACUGCACUUUUGUACAGUACGGGCGCCAAAACACAGGUUGCUUGCCUUAUCUCUUGUGCAUUAAUUCUUGUGGUGAUAUAUGCAAUUGGACCUAUGCUGUACUGGCUGCCUAUGUGUGUGCUAGCAAGCAUUAUUGUUGUGGGCUUGAAGGGGAUGCUAAUACAGUUCCGGGAUUUAAAAAAAUAUUGGAAUGUGAAUAAAGUAGACUGGAGCAUAUGGGUUAGUACCUACAUAUUUACAAUAUGCUUUGCUGCUAACGUGGGACUGUUGUAUGGUGUUCUCUGCACUAUAGUAAUUGUGAUUUUCCGCUUUCCCAGAGCAAAGACACUGAAUUUGAAAAACAUGAAAGAAGUGGAAUACAAAUACAAACCAGAAGAUAAUUGUGAAUCAUUAAAACAGGUAAACAUAGUUUCAGUCAACAACCCAUUAGUCUUUUUGAAUGCCAGGAAAUUUCAUGCUGACCUGACAAAGAUAAUGCAAAAGGAUAACAGGAGCAGCGGGGCAUGUGAAGAUGUAAACAAGAGUGAGCAGAACACAUUGCUGUGUUCAUUUUCCAAUGGAAGUUGUCAUGGUGAAUCAUUGCAGUCAUGUCACAGUGAGCAACGUGUUUUGAUAUUAGAUUGCAGUGGGCUGAAUUUCUUUGACUACGCUGGAGUCUCAGUGCUGCUUCAGAUUUACAUGGACUGUAAAAGAAGACACAUCGAUGUGUUGCUAGCACACUGCAAAGCUUCCUUGAUAAAAGCAAUGCAGUACGGUGGAAAUCUUGAAUCUGAAACUCCUGUCUUCUUUGAAUCUAUUUCUUCAGCCAUCGAUGCCAUUCAGAUUCACAGGGUGAGACUUACAGGAGGGAAUUACAGCAAGUUCAGUGAACAGAGUGAAAUGUGAUGUCAACUCAUUGAAUAUGGAUAGUUUCAUCUGCUCAUAUUCAGAAUUAACUACACCACGGUUUCUCCUUAGUUUUUUUCUCCGAGGGAUCUCAUAGAUGAUCUUUUGUAUGCCAUAUAUAUUUACUACAUUCAGUAAUGACAGAACUGCCAUUCAGAAAACAAAAAAUCUUUCAGCUGCCAUCAGGCAGAGAAUGUCCAUGCAAUUGUUCUAUAGUAAGCUUAUAUAAUAUUUUUAAAUAGAUUUAGAUACAAAUUAUUAAAAAGCAGACAUGAGGUACAGGCUGUGUUUACUAGUGAGGUAUAUUCUUUUAGAUAUCUUCUAUUGUAACAUUAGUUGUAAUAUGCAUCUGUAGUUUUGUGUAUGGAAUAGAGACAUUAUGAAUUCUUAAAAGCAUUGCGUUAUAUUUGGUACAAUACAUGCAGGAAGCCAUAUACCAGUGCUGUGUCUAAUGGCUUUACUUACCCUUUCUUCUGUUCAAGACAGCCAUUUGCAAUAGCAGCACCAUAUCACAGCUAACAUACGCUUCUAUUUUUUGUACUUGGUUUUGCAUGCUUUUUAAUGCCUGCCAAGGUCAGUGGAAGCACUGUAUGUUCAGAAAAGGUGGAUGUAUGCUGGCUAAGUGCACUGGCUUGUCUCCCCCUUUAGAAGUUGUCAAAAGUUAUUAUUACAGUUUGCUACAUUUUCAAAGCCACAGAUAUCCUUUAGCUCAGAUCAAAGAGAAAAAUCUGGCAAUAUUUUUCCAAAACUUGUUCUUGUUUCCAGCAUAGAGUAGUCUUCAUUUCCAGUUAGAGCUGUGAUUUGUUUGGUGUAUGAAAUCUUCAGCUGUGGCAGCUGAGGGAUGACAGUGGAGAGAUAUAAAAUGUCCCAAUCCUGAUGUGCAGUUCUAUGUGCAAGCACACAAAUGGGCUGGAAGAAUUUAAGUAUUUGGCCUGUAAGUAUGGAUUGCUAGCAACCAUAUUAGAUUGUGCUAUCAUAUCAGUAUCAUUUUAUGUGGCAAGAUGUGUGACUUUUUUCUUCUACCUUUGUUGCCAUACAUGAACACUAGCAGUAAAAAGUAAGUUGAGAAAAAAAAAAUCAAAAAAAUGAGAAAAGAUGAAGUAGUCUUUUUCCUCACUGACUUAAAAAGAACCUACAGAAGCUAAAAGGUAAAUGAAUAUGUCACAGCCAUAACGGCCAGGUCAGUACUGCAGAGAGAAGUACAAGGAUGCUUUUUGUAGCUGGAGUCUGCAGGCAAUAUCUGAUGUUAAGAAUCCUGAUUCAGCAGCAGUUAACAUAUCGGUGCUUGUCUGGACUCUCCUUCCUCUGUGCCCAAAGAAGCUACCUGCAGUAGAUGAGGUGGCCCAUGGAGUGAUUUUCACAUCUCUUCAUAGUUGUGCUAAGGCUUUUCUUCUGGUCUUGGUGAUGUCACGCUACUAGAAGACAAUGGGAGAGAGCCAUGGGAAUUUUUACCCUUUCACUUAUAGGUGACUCAUGGAGUUAUUUCCUGGUUUGUUCUGCAGAUGACCAGAAGUGUUCUAUAUAUGUUCUUCUGAGUCUGCUUUCAUAAUUGCUAUUCAAAGGGUUUAUUAGUAACCAUGAAUUCUGUACAUUGUCCUAGGUGCAUUGAUUCGAGAGGCUGUAGUUGAUUGCAAAUAAUGCAUUACAUCCUUGGACUCAGUAACAGGCUAUAACAUUUGAUUAAUAACUUCCUCAAACAGUUUUAGUAAUUUAUUAACACUCUGGAAACUGUUUACAAUGUAUUUUAAUUGUAGAAGCAUCAAUUUAAUGUCACAGCUGAAUGGAGAUCUCAACUACAAAAUGAAUAAAUGAAUAAAUGGUAUCUUUUCUACUACAUUUGGUAUUUAUUCUCUGACAGUUAAAUGUUUUGUUUUGGUUUUUUUUCCCCUGAAAAUUUACAGAUAAAUUGAUUAAUGAAAUUAAAAAUAGGGUCUUUAGCAAAGAUAGCAUCUACCAGGAGAGUUUCGUUUUUUUUCUGAAUGAUCUUGUAAAUGGAGCCACAGAGAUACUUUUAAAAUUCUUUGCAGUGUUAGCCUUAAUGAAACCCUGUGCAUCUCUGCAUCAAAUUAACAAAAUGGCUUCUAAUUUCCACUGCUUUCAAUAGGCAUAACUUUCCACAGCUAAAUGGCUUUUUGGGUAGACAUUUAUUUCCCAUUAGUUCAAAGACCUUGUUAUGGCACAGUGUCCUUUUAAAAAUGAUUUCAUCAGUGUAAGAUUUCAAAAUGUCUUAUUGCCGUGAUUACUGCUUGAUUGUCUCUCAGGGCAGAAUCAGGGAUGAAAUACAUUUCUUCCCCUGAAACAUUUAAUCAUAAUUCUAAAUUUUUUAACCUUUCAACUCUGGGUUUUACGAUACUUGUAAUAUUCCUGUACCUUAUACAAUUAGCCUGAAUUUCUUUCUAUUUUCAAGAAUAUACUUUGCUAACAAGAUUUCCUUUCCAGAAAGUGUUACCACUUAGGAUAGCUGUUUCUCAACGGAACAGAGCAUUCAAGGGACCCAUGAAGAUAGCCACCCUUUCAGUUGCUUCUAAACCAGCAGUAGUGAGUUUAAGAUCUGUUGGACCAGAACUGCUUGAAAGAACCAGUUAGUGGGUGAGGGACGGUCAUUUCUUUUUUUUACCAUUGACCAAGAAAGGCAAAUUACUACUGAUGCAGUUUCUAUUCCAACACCACCACUCCCGAGUGGCUGAUGUUUACUAAAACUGGUGAUUGUACGUUGCCAGUCUUCAAAUGACCAGGAUGCCAUGCCAUCAGAUC